Messenger RNA from Fundulus heteroclitus (mummichog), 5138 nucleotides. It is a transcript of the gene sort1b, whose product is annotated as sortilin 1b. Gene Ontology annotation, molecular function: protein binding. Lineage: Eukaryota; Metazoa; Chordata; Actinopteri; Cyprinodontiformes; Fundulidae. The transcript is spliced from 20 exons. Gene Ontology annotation, biological process: Golgi to endosome transport; vesicle organization; endocytosis. Bases 368 to 2839 code for a protein of 823 amino acids. The record is from RefSeq and is a predicted model, not a curated record. Gene Ontology annotation, cellular component: membrane; Golgi apparatus.
GCGCAGACAAUUUGUCUCAUUGUACAGUGUAUGAUGCUGGCUGUGGAGCGAUAGCGCGAUUAAUUGGUGUCACACCAGUCGUUUUAUUUUGCACUAAAAUUCAGGUAAUCUUCUGUUUUUGUUUCUUUUUGGGCAUUUUUUUUUGGAGAGAAACAGUAAAAGGAGGUUCCUUGUUUUCAAAGCAGGUAGAGUCGCUGUCAGGACGACUACUGUUUUGUUGAUGUCAUCCGCGGCGGAGCUGCAGCGACCUUCAAUUCCUCAACAAGACUAGGAUAAACAAAGAAUCGCUUUGAGGUUUCAGUGUUUUCCCUUUUAUUUUAUUUUAUUUUUAUCGCCUUUCGCUCUGCCGCUUCCACCAGCUGGCGGGAUGGGACUCCUGCUGCAUGGUCUCCUGCUGUUCGCUGUCUGCGCUCUACCUGCCGGUGGAGUGGAUUUCCAGCUUGGAUCCAAAGCUGUCGGACAGUCGGUGUUCACGAGGCGCUCCGGCGAAGCGGAGAGAGCCGCGCGCGUCGUCAAGAGGUCUCUGCCGUCGUGGAUGGCCGCAUCACACAGCCACAGGAUAAGGCGAAGGAGCGCCGAGCAGAGCGAUACGUGCAAACAGCACCAAGGGUUUCAGAGCAAGUUAACAGACAACACCCACAGUUUUACGUUCAAUGAUCUGAGUGGCUCUGUUUCGCUGGCCUGGGUCGGAGAUGGCACAGGGGUCAUCCUGGCUUUGACCACAUUUCAGGUGCCUUUCUUCAUGUUAAGAAUAGGCCAGUCCAAACUCUACCGCAGUGAGAACUACGGGAAGUCCUUUGAGGACGUGACCAGCUUAAUCAACAACACUUUCAUUUUGACAGAGUUUGGCAUAGCAAUCGGCCCUGAGAACUCGGGCAAAGUGAUCCUGACAGCUGAGGUUUCUGGAAGGGAUGGGUAUCGGAUUUUUGCCUCCAGUGACUUUGGGAAGACUUUCGUCCCCCUGGACUUGCCUUUCAAUCCCCUGAUGCAGAUCUCAUACAAUCCUGAGAACUCUAAUGUGCUGGCAGUCAUCAGUAACAGGAAUGAACUUUGGCUUUCUGAAGAUUUUGGACGGAGCUGGAAGAAGAUUCACAAAAUGGUGUGCCUUUUUAAAUGGGGAAGGAAAAAUACCAUCUUCUUUACAGCCAACCAAAAUGGAUCCUGCACUGAUAGGGGAAUGUUGGAGCUGAAGAGGACCACAGACUUGGGUAAAACCAUCAAGGUCGUUGCCAGUAAGAUCUUCUCUUUUGGCCUGGGAGGACGCUUCCUCUUUGCUUCAGUGAUGACAGGAAAGGGCACUCUGAGGAUGAUCCACGUGUCCGUUGACCAGGGUGAGACCUGGAACAUGGCCCAGCUGCCUCCUGUUGGUCACGAGCAGUUCUACUCCAUCCUGGCGGCAAAUGACGACAUGGUCUUCAUGCAUGUUGAUGAGCCUGGAGAUACUGGUUUUGGUACUAUUUAUGCUUCGGAUGAUCGAGGAACAGUCUACUCCAAGUCACUGGAGCGACACCUGUAUACAACCACCGGGGGCGACACUGACUUCACCAACGUCACUUCCCUUCGAGGAGUCUUCAUUACCAGUAUCUUGGCUGAAGAUAACUCUGUGCAGUCCGUGGUGUCCUUCGAUCAGGGUGGAGAGUGGGUUCCCCUUCGGAAACCUGCCAACACCAAGUGUGAUGCUACAGCCAAGGACCCAGACCAGUGCAGUCUCCACAUCCAUGCUGCUUACAGCAUUGCCAUGAAGCUAAACGUCCCCAUGCUGCCUGUGACGGAGCCAAACGCUGUGGGUCUAAUCUUAGCUCAUGGCAGCGUCGGGGAUGCCAUCUCUGUGAUGAAGUCGGACGUGUAUGUGUCCGAUGAUGGGGGCUACACCUGGAUAAAGGCUCUUGAUGGGCCCCAUCACUAUGCUAUCCUGGACUCAGGGGGGCUGCUGGUGGCUGUGGAGGACAAUGGUGCACCCAUCAACAAGAUCAAAUUUUCCACUGAUGAAGGACAAUGCUGGAGUGUUUACGUCUUCACCAAUGAACCGAUCUCGUUCACGGGGCUUGCGUCAGAGCCCGGAGCUCGCUCCAUGAACGUCAGCAUCUGGGGCUACAGAGAGUCCCUCAUCGCCCAGUACUGGGUCUCAUUCACCAUCGACUUCAGGGAACUCCUCACCAGAGACUGUGACAACAACGAUUAUGUGCAGUGGCUGGCCCACUCUGAUGACCUCAGUGACCCGAACGAUGGCUGCAUGCUGGGUUACAAAGAGAAAUUUCUGCGCCUCAGAAAAGACUCGGUUUGCUGGAAUGGACGGGACUAUAUUGUGGACACACAGCCAACUCCAUGUCCAUGCACCUUGGAUGACUUCUUAUGUGACUUUGGAUACUCGCGUAAAGAGAACAGCUCUGAGUGUGUGAAGCAGGCGGACCUGGAGGGCAAAGUGCUGGAGUUCUGCCUGCACGGCAAAGAGGAGCAACUGCAGACCAGUGGGUACAGGAAAAUUCCUGGAGAUAAAUGUGUGGGCGGAGAGAUGCCUGAGCGUAAAGAGAUUGACCUCAGCAAGAAGUGUGUCAGUGAUCUGGUUGCUCCAGAGUUUCAGACAGGCAGUCAUUCCUCCAAGUCUGUGGCCAUAGUGUUAGCAGUCGUCGUCGUCAUGCUGCUGAGCGUCGCAGCAGGAGUGAUCUUUGUCAGGAAAUAUGUCUGCGGCGGAAGGUUUUUGGUGCACAGGUACUCUGUGUUGCAGCAACAUGUUGAGGAAAAUGCAGCAGAUGGGAUGGACGAACCGCUGGACACCUGCCACACUCCUAAUGGCAAAAUAGAGUUUCAUGAUGACUCUGAUGAGGAUCUGCUUGAAUAGCAGGCGCCACCUGUUAACCAAGCGAGCAGCCAGCCGCUGUUGCUGUCACUCUCCUCUCCAGUUACUUCUUCCUUUCACCCUGAUGUUAACUUCAGCCUCGGUGACAGAGACUGCUGUCAUCGGCGAAGUCAAAUGAAUGUACGGAGGCUUCUUGAGACUUGACGCCGCAGUCGAGGAGAACCAUGAAGGAAGUCUUGUUGUGUUUUAAGGCAUCUGUUCUGUUCAGUAAGUUUUAAGCAUUGAGUUAUUUAUUUCACUGUAUGAAGAAACAGCUGAACUGCUGACAGAGAUUGACUAAAAACACGAGUUGUGUGAAGUCUCCUCCUCUGUUUUAUGGGCCAUGCCUCUUCCAUCUCCUGGAAGUGCUCCUGGAAAAAGUUUUUUUUCUUUACUUCUUUCAAAGAUUUGUGUUUGUUUUCUUCAUGCACUUGUACAUAAAUACUUUUCCUUUAACAAUUUUUAAUCAGAUAUCAGUUUGGUGAGUGGAGAAAAGGUCACUUCUGGCCUCUGGUUACUAUUAAUUGUUAUAGACUGAGUCUUAAAACUUUUUUUGUGGAAGUAUUUAUCCCAAAUGUUUCCAUGUUCCUAAGAGAUAAAAAUAUUGCUUACUGGGUGAAAUCUUCCACUUUUCUCUGUGUUGUUGGAGUACUCGUCUGCAGUUCUUUGCAUUGUGGGGAAGUAAUAAGAAGAGAUGCACCGAUCAGGCUUUUCUUAACCAAUACCGACUUUCCAAUUUCCUUUGAGUUCUGACCUUUGGAUUUUGUCCGAUCCCCAUUUUGUCCCCCUCAUAUUAAUGACUGCAUUACAUAAACAUUAAUAGAUGCUCUGCAGCAAAGGUGGCAGUGUUGAAUCCUACUGAAUAUAAAGAGAUUAUUCAUAUUAAAUCAUAUUUCUUUCCUUUCUCUGAUUCUUAAUGAAAUUGUAAAAAAAUGCAUCAAGGUACAUAUUGUUGACUGAUGCAUUCCUUGACUGUAAAUGAAAAGGAAAUAUUUAGUUUUUUAUUCAUUUAAAGGGUAAAGAAAAGGAGCCAAACGUAAGAAAAUUGGCCAUGUUUUGAUCUUUUGUUGAUUGAUUGGUGCAUCUCUUGUAAUAAGGCAUCUCUAUGAGGUUUGACAGCAAUAACCUGUGAAGAUUUUGUAUAUUUAAGAUAUUGUCCAUGCAUGACAAUUAUUCCAUUUGGCACAUCUCUUUAGAGUUGUUAGUCAUCUUGUUUAUCCAAACAAAUGAAGAAACAGUGUCCAAGACAUCUUGUGUUGAAAUCUUUGACUACAGUUCUUCUAACUACUGAAAGCACAAAAAAACUUGUAAGUUCAGCAUUUGUCAAUUAAUAUUUUUCUUAAAUAAGACCUAUAAUAACUGUAGUGAUCACAGUAAUCCUAUAUACUCCGUGUUUGUAAUAAUCUGAGCAGUUUUUAUACUAAGAAUUACAAAAUAUGUGACAUAUCUUUUGCAAAAACUAGAAAACCAAAUGCAUAAAAAAUUGGUGAUGGAAACUUAAGAGCAAUGGAAAGAAAGUAAAAAAUUAAUGUUGUAAAGCCUAAUUACUGCUGUAGCCUGUUAGGAGUUGGAUAAGCUGCAAUACAAAUGUUAAUGUUUCACUGGUUCUGUCUUUUACUCUAAACUUCUGUUUUCUUCUGUAACUGUGUUAACCAUGUCUCAGAAUUUUCUUAAACAACAUUUUUUUGCACAGUCCUGUUUUAAAUAUUUUAUAGGUUUUCAUUAUUUAUGAUGAGCUGGUGUAGAAUGCAGUGAAUUGGAUGUGGUUAAACAAGUGCCUGGUGUGAGAAUCUGACAUGUGGUCGACGUCCGUCAUUUUAUCAGUUUUAAGUUACAUCAUUGACGACCGCAAGUUGCAUGUAUUCUCGUAAAAAUGACUCCUGAAGCAGUAAGAGUAUGUUUUCUAAGCUUGCGCAAAACCGCAUGUACAAUACAUAAAUCUGAAUUUUUUUUUUUUUUUUUAAACCAAAUAUCUGCAAAAAAAAUAAACGAUUUGGGGGCUGGUACUAAAAUGACUUCUGGAUAAGAUGGUGUGACAAGAAAUUAGGGUGAAAAUAAAAAAAAAAGUUACUAUGUAGCUGCAUUACACUGGAAGACAAAGUCUAUAAAAUGAAGAUUUAUUGCAUUGUUAAUAGUAACAUGUUUUCCUCACAUUUUCAAACUACUGUAUUGAUUUUAAGGAGUCAUUGUGAUUAAUUGUGUAAAUAUUCAAGUUAAAAAUUUUGAAACUACUGUUUCCCUUUUCUGUAUAUUGGAGGCUUUUUUUCUUUUGGGUUUGGCAAUAAAGUUAAUGCUCCUCUUU